Aspergillus tanneri is the source of this 3153-nucleotide messenger RNA. RefSeq names its product linker nucleoporin NIC96 (gene nic96). The transcript is spliced from 5 exons. The coding region runs from base 1 to 3153 and encodes 1050 amino acids. The record is from RefSeq and is a predicted model, not a curated record. Lineage: Eukaryota; Fungi; Ascomycota; Eurotiomycetes; Eurotiales; Aspergillaceae. Gene Ontology annotation, cellular component: nuclear pore. Gene Ontology annotation, molecular function: structural constituent of nuclear pore. Gene Ontology annotation, biological process: poly(A)+ mRNA export from nucleus; protein import into nucleus.
AUGGCUUCCGCGAAUUCUAACACCUUGUUCGGUGGUGGUGAUUUACGACCGACCACGAAAACCUCCGGUCUCUUGCCUACAAACAACUCAACAGGCGUUUUCGGGAAUAUUUCCACCUCACAAGCCCCGUCCAGUGCAUCUGCAUUUGGAGCACUAUCGCAAUCUCAGCAGCCACCUGCUCAGUUUUCGAUGCUUGGACAGAGUCAGACGCAAGGUACUGUGACGCAAUCGUCACGGUCCUCCAGCCAAACAACUCAGCCUGCAUUCUUUAAUAGCUUGUUGGAGCGUGGUAAAAAAAGGCCCCUUUCUGCCGUUGGACAAGGCAGCAAUUUUGAACAAUUGCCCAGUCUUCAGUUGGGACUUGAUGAUAUCCGGAGGAAGGCCAGAGAGCUUGGCACUGGGGGCUCAAAUGAUCCGCAGUCGCAUGGAUCAAGCAGUAAAGCCCAUUACCUACUAGCAGCGUCGGGUAUCUCUCCCGGUCAUGCGUUUCGAGACCUCAAGGAUUUAGGCUCCCAGUCACCGACGGGAGUGCGCCCAAAGGAACAGGAAGCUAUAUUUGAUCCAGACAAUCAAAAAUACCUGCGAUGUAUACAGCAGCGCGGUCGCCAAGUGAUGAUUGCCGAAAGUCUCGCUCGGACACAUAAAGAUUUCGACGCAUUCUUAGAGGGGAAAGUAGACCUAGACUGGGAGGAACAACGCCGCAAGAUCUUCCAACACUUUGGUCUAACUCAAAAAAAUGAAAACACCGGUGAUACAAAGGGUUCAUUUGGCCGGUCACUGAAUCAGUCAAAACAAUUCGACCCUAAAUUGGCCCAUAUCCCUUCGAGCAUGUCUCGUAGAAGUGUCUUUGGACGCUCAGGGUUGGAAAAAUCGGUUAUAGGAACGCCUGGAGCGGGAGCAGCUAGUCGUCAACUUUUCGAAGACCCCGCUGAACGCACCGAAGGUUCAGGUAUUCACUCUUCAGACCGUCGGUUUUACCGGGAGAAGAUAGGCCAAUAUGCAGUUAAAGUCCAGAUGUUAAACUCUGCUAGGCUCAAGGCGGAAACUUUCCCCAUUCUUCAUGAAUUUGCAGAAGUUGAAACAAAUGUUGGGGGGGAUGUUCCUCGUCAACUUUUUGAUGCUUACCGAGCCUUGAUAAGCAUCGUUGGAGAAUCUCCGAAAGCUUCAAGUGCAUCGGAAGCUGUGACAAUAAAAGAGCGUCAAUUUGCUGAGGAGUAUUUGGACGAAGCCCCAAAUUCACGCCGAGCAACGAAUCUGAGAAAGCGCAUCGUUGAGGGCUCUAGACUGUUCCUCGAGAACUUGUUCUAUAACGAGGUUGAAAACAUGAUCUCUAAGAACCCUCGUGAAGCCCAGCUUGGAGGCAUACCGACUGUUAUUAAUAAAGUUCGCGCUUAUAUUAGACUCAGAGCAGUAAGAAAGGACCUUGCACCUGAUGGGGCUGAGCUACAAAUAGUUGGCCAGGAUUAUUGCUGGAUUCUGGUAUUCUAUCUCCUCAGGUGUGGAUUCGUUACUGAGGCAGCAGAAUAUGUAAGCCAAGAUCCUGGGUUCCGAUCCCUGGACCAUAAGUUUGUUACAUAUAUGACAACAUACGCGCAAAGUAGACGAUUGCCGAGAGAUAUGCAACAAAGGAUUAACGGCGAGUACCAGCAACGGUCCCGCAACGCUCCCGACAAUACGGUUGAUCCUUAUCGGAUGGCCUGCUACAAGAUUAUCGGGCGCUGUGAGCUUAGCCGCAGACGCUUGGAGGGGGUGAAUCAAACGGUUGAAGACUGGAUGUGGCUGCAAUUUUGCCUUGCCAGAGAAGAUGACCGAGCUGAGGAAGUUGCUGGUGAUGUUUUUGGACUUGACGACAUCCAAACAGACAUAACCGAAAUUGGACAGCGUGUCUUCGGCAAGGGUCAAGAGGGGCCUGGUGGCUACGGAACUUUCUUCCUUUUACAAAUACUAGGGGGAAUGUUUGAACAAGCCGUCUCUUACCUUGGGUUUUAUGCUCCAGUUAGUGCUGUACAUUUUGCAAUUGCCCUCGCUUACUAUGGUCUUCUUCGUGUAUCCGAUUUCUACACUUCUGGCGAGGAAAUCUUAUCCUAUACUGUCAAACAGUUUCCACAGAUUAAUUUCUGCUAUCUUGUCACUCAUUACACAAGGGAAUUUCGCACGGGCUUCGUCGAAGCAGCGAUUGACUACUUUUCUUUACUUUGCCUCAAUGCUGACCUUCCAGGGUCAUUGGGCAAGUCCCAGGCUUCUGUGUGCCACGAAGCUUUGCGGGAAUUUAUCUUGGAGACUCGGGAUUUCGCCAAACUGCUAGGUGACAUACGGUCUGAUGGAACGAGAAUCAAGGGAUUGAUUGAAACACGAAUUAACUUGAUCAAAUUGAUCAAUCAAGAUGAGUUUCUGAAAGCAAUCACUGUACAAGCGGCGGCUGUCGCCGAUGACAAAGGAUUGAUCACGGAUGCUGUGCUUUUGUAUCAUCUAGCUGAAGACUAUGACCGCGUUAUUGAUAUUAUUAAUAGGGCUUUGUCCGAUUCUGUGGCUGUUGAGUUAGGCGGCGCAGCCUUGAAGUUGCAACCUUUACGGCCACGAUCCCACCUGGGGGACAAUUUCCAAGGUUUGGGGCAGAAUACACCUGCUGAGCCAGGCAGCAGUCUCAGCCUGACAGCAGUGGAGGAUCCAGUUGUUUUGGCAAGGAAUAUGAUCGAGCUUUAUAAUACAAAUGCCUUGUAUUACCAGCAGAUUCGUCAAGUCAAUCGUGACACAUGUGGCUUAUUGCUUCGUAUGAUGGAAGCAAAGGCGGAAGUCAAGGCAGGGAAGUGGACAUUGGCCCUAGAUGCCAUUAAUGCGCUGAACAUUCUUCCGUUGCGUGCGAGAGGCUCUGUCCCGCUCAUUCGAAGUGCAGCUCAAGCAUUUUCAUCCUAUCCCCCCAUCAUUUCACGUAAUGUCGGGCAUAUUAUAAUGUGGAGCAUUACAUGCAUCGGCCACGAAAGGCACCGGUUAGACUCUGGGGCUUAUGAAAAUGAAACUAGGCAAGGAUUGGCGGAAAACUUACUCGUCAUGGCUAAAGAUUUAAUGAUUUUCUCCGGUAUGGUUAAGUACAAAUUACCACCAAGGGUGUAUGAGACUCUUGCUCGCGCCGGGGCAGACAUCGGGGCAUAUUAG